This is a messenger RNA of Haliotis rufescens (red abalone), 4547 nucleotides long. RefSeq names its product receptor-type tyrosine-protein phosphatase alpha-like. The record is from RefSeq and is a predicted model, not a curated record. Lineage: Eukaryota; Metazoa; Mollusca; Gastropoda; Lepetellida; Haliotidae. Gene Ontology annotation, molecular function: protein tyrosine phosphatase activity. Bases 195 to 3878 code for a protein of 1227 amino acids. Gene Ontology annotation, biological process: protein dephosphorylation. The transcript is spliced from 29 exons.
UCAACAAGGCAGAUAUGCUAUGUUAUAAAGGGUAGCAUGCAUGGCUGCUUGUUGGUAGGAGGCCCUGAGUUGAAUAUUAUGUAGAGGGCGUGGUUGUAACCUUAUUCCGUCCGUGCUGUUUCAUGCUGAGUUUUUGUUCUUCAUCCGAGAAGGAUAAUACUUCCUGGUUGGCAGCCUCGGUACAGUAAUGCAGUAUGGCGAACGUACGAGGAGGUGUUCUCGUCGCUCUGUCGCUGUUUGUUGUAGCUGCGACAGCAGCCACGUGUUCUGGGGGCACCUACGGCUUCCAGUGUGCAUACCAUUGCAACUGUCCUCCAGCUGAGUGUCAUGAUGUCAAUGGAUGUAAUAGUACGGAUUGUUACCCGGGAUGGUCAGGGCCAACCUGCCAGAAAGGUAACCUUCUCCUGAAUCUCACCAGCGAUGCGUUCAAAUCAAGUGAAACAGGCACGGACGUAGAGAAGGCUUCAGAUGGGAACACUUCUACUGAUGUAUCUUCUAUGUGCUUCAAAACGAGGAACACCGAUGCCAAUUUUACAUGGUUGCGAGCCGACCUUUGUAACAACACAUUAGUGAACGAAGUCACCAUCUACUUCAGAACUGACUAUACAGUUGGCCGAUCUGAAAUCCAGGUUCAUCUGACAAAUAGCUCAGACACUAUACCAAAUGGUCACACCUGCAACAACGUCACUGGCAAAGCUAAUGGAACAGUGACAAGUGUUACAUGUGCCACAUACGGGCGCUUCCUCCUCUUGUACUCCUCUUUUAAGGGCACAAACUUGACAACACCAAGGAUGGUCUUAUGUGAAGUGGAAGUUAACGUAUGUGGGCCCGGCACCUAUGGUAACGAGUGCAGUGAGUACUGCCACUGUGAUAGUGAGGCGUGCAACUACAUCGACGGGGUCUGUCCUUCAAGAGUUUGCCAGCCAGGGUGGCAUAGAACGCAUUGCAAUCAAAUUUGCGAUAAUGGAACGUACGGGAUCAACUGCUCCGGACAAUGUGGAGAACGAAACUGCUCAAAUGGCAACUUCACUUGUGACCACGAAACAGGGGAGUGUGUUGGGGGCUGCAACACAGGGUGGGGCGGAACAGACUGUACAAAGGGUUGUGAUGCAGGCCAAGAAUAUGGUGCAGGGUGCAGCAGAAAUUGCAGUGACCGGAUGUGCGAGAAACACAGCAACUGUUCCGAGUUGACUGGGCAGUGUGAGGGCGGAUGUCAGCCAGGGUGGAUGGGAGAGGACUGCUAUGAACAUUGCGAUAAUGGAACGUACGGAAUCAACUGCUCCGGACAAUGUGGUGAACGAAACUGCUCAAAUGGCAACACCACUUGUGACCACGAAACAGGGGAGUGUGUUGGGGGCUGCAACGCAGGGUGGGGCGGAACAGACUGUACAAAGGGUUGUGAUGCAAGCCAAGAAUAUGGUGCAGGGUGCAGCAGAAAUUGCAGUGACCGGAUGUGCGAGAAGCACAGCAACUGUUCCGAGUUGACUGGGCAGUGUGAGGGCGGAUGUCAGCCAGGGUGGAUGGGAGAGGACUGCUAUGAACGAUGUGGUAACAAGACGUAUGGUGAAAACUGUACAGGAACUUGUGGAGAAUGUCGCGAUAAAACCACGUGUGAUCACAUCAAUGGGACAUGCAAGGCGGGGUGUGGUGCUGGAUGGACCGGGAACCUCUGUGGUGAAAAGUGCAGAAACGGUACUUUCGGCGAGGAAUGUUCAGAACAUUGUGGCAAGUGUGCCAUUGGCGGCUGCCACCACAUGAACGGGACAUGUGCGGAGGGUUGUCAGACGGGGUACGAAGGAGACCAAUGUCGGACAGACUCAUCACAGACCAUCCCGAAGACCACCAUCAUUGCCGCAGCAGCAGGGGGAGGAUGCGCCGUUGUCGUGAUUGUAUUGAUUAUAAUAGGACUGUGCAUAAGAAGGCGCAGAAACAGGAAAACUUCUCAACUAGCUGCAAAUGGAUAUUCUACAGUUUCCUCACAAGAGAAAGCGCCCCAGGAUGCACCUCCAGUUGUGUACAGCAAUGUGACAUUCACGGGCGAAGGAGAGGAUUUAGAUGACAAUGUCAAGGAGGAGGAACAAGGCGAUGCUGCUGAUAAGCGAGUUGAUGAGGUUGACGAAGUUGUUGAGGUGGAUGAAGUUGAAGCUGUGGUAGAGGAUGUUGAUGGAGACGUGGACCACCAAGAGAUGGAAGAGCCAGAUGGGGACAGCACCUACUACAACCUGGAGAGUCCCCCUCUCAACACUGAGGUGGGGGUGGACAAGCUGGGGGACAGGAUCAAGGAGAUGCAGGCCACUAAGUAUGGAUUCCAGAAGGAAUUCCGGCUGUUGUUCGUCGGCUUCACGAGGCCAUACGGAGUUUCACAGCAAGAUGGACACCAAGGAAAGAACAGGUUCCAAGGGUACUACCCAUAUGAUUAUAACCGGGUCCUGCUGUCCAAGUCUUCGGAUGAUCCGCACUCUCACUACAUCAAUGCCAGCUAUAUUGAUGGAUUCACGCAGAAGAAGGCGUAUAUUGCAGCACAAGCCCCAAACACGCAGACUGUUUGUGAUUUCUGGAGGAUGAUCUGGGAGAUUAACUGCUCAAGGAUUGUGAUGCUGACAAAUCUGGUUGAAACCGGCAAAGUGAAAUGCGAACCCUACUGGUUGGACAAGGGUGACCUGGAUGUAGGCCUCUUCACCAUCUCUGUCACGAAGAUCUGCCACAGAUCACACUGGAUCAUCAGGGACCUCGAAGCAAAAUCUAAAGAGACAGGAAACAGUCGUCAUUUCCAACAGUUUCACUUCAUUACCUGGCCGGACCAUGGCACACCCGACAGUACGGCUCUUAUGGAAUUCCUGUGGCGGAUCAGGGCAACACCCAAUCCACAAGGCAGUCCUCUGCUCGUUCAUUGCAGCGCUGGUAUCGGGCGGACAGGGACGUACAUCGCUAUGGACUACCUGCUGGACCAGGCUCUGGCUGACCGGAAGCUGGAUGUGUUCGGGUUUGUGACACAGAUGAGAGAUCAAAGAAAGGGGAUGGUGCAGACAAAGGAGCAGUAUGCAUUUAUAUACACAACGCUUCACCAAGCUCUGACAUUCGGUGACACGGCCAUGGACGUGUCUGAAUUCCGCCACAAGAGGUCCACGAACAAGACAUUUCCUAUGGGAUCCAUGGAUAUCAGAGUCUUCUUGGAGCGAGCAAACCAGGAAAUCAAGAUCGCAUCAUCGGCCAAGGAGACUAAAGGCAGGAUAUGGUUAGAUGAGAAGAAGGACAUCUGGGCCGUCUCGUCACCGUCAAGGCUGUGUGUGAGAGGCUAUGUCGUCACGGAGGUUCCAUCGACAACGACGUCUCCUCUAUUCUGGAGGCUCACGGAGGACACGCGGUCGACAAAUGUCAUAACAAUGCUACUGAAUUUCAAGAAUGUGGAACAUUUUCUUUCUACCCCUGGGAACAACCUUGACCUCAACUCAGUCAAUGUCAACUGCAUCGGAGAGACCAACGUCAAUCCUGACAUCACCCUGAGGAACUUCAAGAUUCAGACUAGGGGUUCUUCAACACCGACGUCAGUGGACGUGUACCUCAUGCACCAAUUGUCUACAGUCUCCCAUUCCUCUCUGCUUGAACUCAUGGAAGCUAUUGACCUUUCUGCAACGGGAGAUAAUUCACUUCCGGUCACGGUUGUGUUCAGCGAGGCAACGCGGCGGCAAGCUAUUCUUUUCUGCAUCCUCAACAACAUCAUUCAAGGUGUGAAGCAUGACAGCACAGUAGAGAUCUACAACAACAUCAGAUACAUGACUCACCUCCUCCAAGACAACGUCACAGUGGAGGACGUAUCGCUAUGUUUUGAUGUUGCCUCAGCCUACCUGGACCCGGAGAGUGUCUAUGCUAACUUGUAAAGCUUCUCAUGCGUACAUACACCGUGAGAGUCAACGUUAACUUGUACAGCUAUACACAUGUACAUUCUCAGAGAGAGUCUACGCUGACCUGUACAACUACACACACAUGUACAUAUUCACAGAGAGUCUACGCUAACUUGUAAAGCUCCCUACGUGUACACACACCCAGAGACAGUCUAUGCUAACUGUACAACUACAAACACAUGUAUAUACUCAGGGAGUGUCUGUGCUAACUUGUAAAGCUCCCCACGUGUACAUACUCAGAGAGUGUCUAUGCUAACUUGUAAGGCUCCCCACGUGUACAUACUCAGAGAGUGUCUAUGCUAACUGCACAACUACACACGCAUGUGCAUACUCAAAGAGUGUCAAAUGCUAACUUGUAAAGCUCCCCACGUGUACACACUCACAGAAAGUCAAUGCUAACUGCACAACUACACACACAUGUAUAUACUCAGAGAGUGUCUAUGCUAACUUGUAAGGCUCCCCACGUGUACAUACUCAGAGAGUGUCUAUGCUAACUGCACAACUACACAUGCAUGUACAUACUCAGAGAGUGUCUAUGCUAACUUGUAAGGCUCCCCACGUGUACAUACUCAGAGAGUGUCUAUGCUAACUGCACAACUACACACGCAUGUACAUACUCAGAGAGUGUCUAUGCUAACUUGUAAA